AUGUUAAUAUCAAUGAAUAUUCGAUCAAUUCUGGGUGAUUUGUACAACCAAUCUUUUGAUUCAUCAUGGUGUAUUUUUUCAGGAUAUUUGGCUAUUAUAUUGCUCAGUAUGUUAUACAUGAAUUUUCUUAAUCAGGCAUUUUAUCGUCUUAUCCGAAUUGCUUAUUCUCAAAAUCGACGGCUUCAGUCUUUAAAAUUAUAUGUAAUGUUGCCAAUUAUAGAAUUAAUAAUAGUAACACCUAUUCUUCUAAGUGUUCUUAUACCUGUGAAUGCUGUUAUAUAUUUACCACAUGAUCACUUUUGUAAUACAUCAUCCACAAAUAUUCCUGGUGUUCUCUGGGCAGCAUUUGUUGGUUAUAUGUGUCCACUUUGUUGUAUAUCAUUUAUUUAUAUGUAUAUAACAAGAUUUAUUCGUCAACAAGGAAAUAUUCAAAUAUUAAUAAUAAAGCAAAGACAAUCUCGAGAUUUACUUAUUAUUAAGCGUAUUUUAAUAAUAGUUAAUUUAUUACUUAUUCUUGGAAUACCUGGAAUGGUUCUUACAUUUAUGUUUAUAAUAACAGGUGUAGAACAUCCAUUACUUACUCGAAUUACAUAUUUUCCAGUUAGCGUAUCUCAAAUGGGAUUGAGUGUAGCAUUACUUUUUUCAAUUCCACAACUGAAAAAUAUUGUUCUAAACUUACUAACAACAAAAACAAGGACUCCUGUCAAUCAAAUCGUGCGAGGCACAGUACAAAUGAAAACGAUUACUCGUACUCAAUAA
Molecule: messenger RNA, 759 nt
Organism: Adineta steineri
Lineage: Eukaryota; Metazoa; Rotifera; Eurotatoria; Adinetida; Adinetidae
Source: the annotation of a GenBank genome assembly